Magallana angulata is the source of this 998-nucleotide messenger RNA. RefSeq lists its product as uncharacterized. Bases 668 to 970 code for a protein of 100 amino acids. NCBI's taxonomy places the organism in Eukaryota, Metazoa, Mollusca, Bivalvia, Ostreida, Ostreidae. The record is from RefSeq and is a predicted model, not a curated record. The transcript has 4 exons.
GCUUUUGUUUAAAUGUCCACAAAAUAAUAAACACUGGUUGCCUUUUCCAUUAAUGAAGGACAGUACAUGUAUUAAUGUAUUUUAUACUUAGAAUUUGAAAAAAUUAAAGUUUCUGUACUGGAACAACAAAAGGGACACGCUUUUGUGAUUGCCUAUGGAUUGUUAGUACAUGUACUGGUAUUUACACUUGCAGUGAUUUGACAGCAACAUUGAUAGGUGCACAAAACAUGGUGUCAAUGCAGCCUGUAAAUAUUAAAUUGUGUCAAUUAAUUACACCGCCUCAUCCCCUCUGGCCGUGGAUCAUCAAAUUUUGUGUGGGUUUUUACCUACACGUGAGUCACCAUGAGAUGGGGUCUGGUCAUGGCGUAGUUUUAGUUAAAAACAAUCUAUUAUGCGGAUUCUGGAAUUCAGUCAACCAAAACUGUGCUAUAUGUCUUGCAUAUUGGUAUCGUUUUUUGUUGUCACAUGUUUGUGAAUGAACCAGUUCAAUAGCCUUGUCUGUGUGUAGAAUCGGUGGUAAAUGCAGGGACCCCAUUCAUUACCUACACCAAUAUUUGCCAUGCUUCAGUGAUGUAUUAAACAAUCUGGAUAAAUAACAAAUGGCUGAUCUACAGGACAAUUACUUAGUUGUCACCAUGACAAUACAUGUACAGCAGUGACCCCCAUUAUGGAUGAGGAUCAUCGAAGAAACGAGUACCAAAGCAUACACCUUGGGAGGAUAUCUCAGAGAUUGCCGGGGACGGAGGACAGUGAGGGGACAGAGGACAAACAGGACAGUGGGGCGGGGGAGAAUGUGAAGGAGGGAGAGAAGCUGAGGGUGGCUCUACCUGAGAAUUACCUGCAGCCACUGGAGGCCAAGGCACUGGUCCACCUCAGCCAAAAGAUGGGACCCACCCCCAAAACUCAUCUCAAAGGUGAGAGAGGCAAGGAGUGUGAUUACAAAAGAUCCCCCCACGACCGGUUUGAUUAGAUGAAGCAGAGGUAGCCAUGAAUCGGCC